AUUUUGCUAUUUUACUAUAUACUAUCCUCAGAAUACUAUCAUAAUCUUAAUGAAAAAUGAUAAUUGCUUUUCAGUGUCAUGUUGUCAAACUUGUUCUUUUGUCAAUACUCAAUUAAUAAUCGUUUAAUCGUUUUGUAAAUAAUGACAUUAUAUAGUUAAAUAAAAAAUAAUUUUAAAUAAAUCAUGAUUAAAGCAACAAGCUUAGGGUCAAACCGGCCGCUUUCUGGUCAACUUUACAAAUAUACAAAUGUAGUGAAGGGGUGGCAGCAGAGAUGGUUUGCAGUUGAUCCAGAAACUGGGGUAUUAUCGUAUUAUUUGUUUGAUGGACCUGGGGAUACUGUUCAGCCAGGUCAGCCGGCGAGAGGAGAGGCACACUUAGCAGCUGCAGUAAUAUGUCCAAGUGACGAAGAUUCCAAAACAUUUACUAUAAACUGUGCAUCAGGAGAUAUGUUAAAAUUGAGAGCUACAGAUGCCCGAGCUAGACAAGAAUGGGUCAAUGGACUGAGAGCCAUAGCAGAGAUUCAUACUAAGGCAAUGGGAGCUAAUCCUCCCUUGCAACCUCGUGAGCAGCUUGCAGUACAUGACGCCAUGGCUUCAGCUCGACAACAAUUACAAGCUACCGAACUAAGUGAUGCAGCACUCGCAAGAUGUAUUGAGUCAUCUGACUCACCAUUUCCUCACACAGAUCCAGAUUUAUUGCUUUUAAAGGCCACCUCCGCAGCCAGUAUGCAGUGUUUAUUACAAUGUUUAGGCAUCCUUCUCAGACAGCAACAGUAUGCGACCCUUAGCAUUUCCAAAACUUCGAGUAAUGACCAGUAGCACUACUUAUGUAAUUAUAACACAUUAUUAUUAU
Messenger RNA from Melitaea cinxia (Glanville fritillary), 853 nucleotides. RefSeq names its product oxysterol-binding protein-related protein 11. The coding region runs from base 184 to 819 and encodes 211 amino acids. The transcript has 5 exons. The record is from RefSeq and is a predicted model, not a curated record. Lineage: Eukaryota; Metazoa; Arthropoda; Insecta; Lepidoptera; Nymphalidae.